Messenger RNA from Coregonus clupeaformis (lake whitefish), 4306 nucleotides. It is a transcript of the gene col8a1a, whose product is annotated as collagen, type VIII, alpha 1a. Bases 227 to 2512 code for a protein of 761 amino acids. The transcript has 3 exons. Gene Ontology annotation, molecular function: protein binding. The record is from RefSeq and is a predicted model, not a curated record. NCBI's taxonomy places the organism in Eukaryota, Metazoa, Chordata, Actinopteri, Salmoniformes, Salmonidae.
CUACCAAAUGGUGUUAUCGCUAUCUCUUUCAUCACCUGAAAUCCUGCCCACAAAUGACUAUUGUUUAUUUUGCCCGGUCUGCCCUUUAUAUCUAUGCUAUACACUUAAAUAACCAAUUUCAAUGACUACCAAACUACUUGGAGAAGUGAGGAACUUUUGCAGUCUGUGAUUCUGGCUACAUAUUUGGGAUUGGGGAGAGAAUGUAGCAGUCGAGCCAUGUAAGGCCAUGGCUGUGCCUUCCCUCUCAGCCCCUCUCCCUCUCCUUGUGGCUUUGCUUCAGCUUGCAAUACUACCUCUCGUCCACGCGGGGGCAUACUACGGACACAAGCAGCACCAGCAGCACCCCCAGCAGCACCCCCAGCAGCACCAGCCUAUGCCACACUUGUCCCACAUUGGCAUGGGCGGCAAAGAGCAGCACCCACAGCAGCAGUGGCCAGGCAAGGAGAUGCCCCACAUGCAGUACCCCCAGUACAGAAAAGAGAUCCCCCAGAUGCCCAUGCACAUGGGCAAGGAGUACCCCCGUAAAGGUGGGGUAGUCAACGGUGGACAGGACAAAGGUCAGACCAUCCCCAGUGGGGCAGCAGGAGGUCUCCCUGGAGGCCUGCCAGGAGAGCAGGGCCCAGCUGGGCCUCCGGGACCUGAGGGACCCGCUGGGCCACCAGGACCUCCUGGGGAAGGACAGCCAGGAGUUGAAGGAAAACCAGGCCCCGCUGGUCCCCCAGGAUUCCCUGGUGUAGGCAAACCAGGACUCCCGGGAAUUCCAGGCAAGCCAGGUGGCAUGGGAGAGCCGGGAGUACCUGGAGAGCUGGGCCCCAGUGGUGGAGAGGGUCAAAUGGGGCAGCCAGGGACUCAGGGCCCCCCUGGUCCUCCAGGUUUGCCGGGGAUAGGAAAACCAGGGGUUGGGGGGUUGCCAGGACAACCAGGACCCAAAGGAGAGCCAGGACAUAAGGGCCUGCCGGGACUACCAGGAUUACCAGGACCCAAGGGUGACAAGGGAAUUGGACAGCCAGGACAGCCAGGCCACAAAGGGCCAGUAGGACCCCCUGGACCUCCAGGCCAGGGAGGGAUGCCCGGCGUGGGCAAGCCUGGAAUGAAUGGCUUACCGGGGCCACCAGGAGGACCAGGGAAACCAGGCCCGCCUGGAGAGGAGGGGCUGGCUGGACCAACAGGAGAGGGCGGAGAGACCGGUCCACCAGGGCUGCCAGGCCAGGGAAAACCAGGCCAGAAUGGUCUACCGGGACAACCAGGCAUGCCCGGUGGGAAAGGGCACCCAGGCCCUCCAGGUUUCCCGGGGAAGCCUGGAUUGCCCGGAUUCGGAAAACCCGGAUUCCCAGGACCCAAGGGAGAUAAAGGGAUGGGUGGGAUGCCCGGAGGCCCAGGACCAAAGGGAGACAAAGGCCAUGGAGGACUUCCCGGUGUGCUUGGACCGCCUGGAACAAUCGGACCAGCUGGUCCCCCUGGCCCUAUGGGACCCCCUGGAGGUCUGGGUCAACCAGGGCCAAAAGGAGAGGCUGGAGAGGGAGGUAAUAAGGGGCUGCCAGGUGGCCAGGGUGAGCCUGGUCCUCCUGGACUGCCUGGUCAGAACGGCUUCCCUGGAGAUGGAGGAGAGCCAGGGCCAAGGGGUCCCGCUGGGCCUGUAGGACCCCAGGGGGAAGGCGGACACAAAGGGUUACCAGGUGCCCCUGGCAUUCCAGGCCUAUCCGGGCCAAAGGGAGAGGGAGGACUUCCAGGCGACAAGGGUCCCCAAGGCCCUAAGGGCAUUCCAGGUCUGGGAGGUGCAGGUGGGCCGAUCGGACCUCCUGGUGCCCCUGGGUCUAAAGGUGACAGCGGAUUACCUGGUCUUCCCGGCGUUGAGGGUAAGGGAAACCCCGGUGUCCCUGGUCCUCUUGGACCUCCAGGUAAAGAAGGUCCUGGAGGACCACCAGGAAACCCUGGCCAGCCAGGUCUACCUGGUCCCCCAGGCCCUCCCGGACCCCCCGCCCUCUCCCCUAACAUGGGAGCAGUCCUCCCUGAGAUGGGUAUUCCUCCUGGGCUGGACGGAGUCAAGACUGCCGGCUAUGGCAAGAAGGGCAAAUACGGAGGAAACGGCGGAGAGGUGAUGGGCGCUAACGGCCUGGAGAUGCCCGCGUUCACGGCUCUGGUGACCACGCCCUUCCCACCAGUGGGCACGCCUGUGGUGUUCGACAAGAUCCUGUACAACGGCCGUCAGAACUACAACCCCCAGACAGGCGUGUUCACUUGCGACAUGCCCGGGAUCUACUACUUUGCCUACCACGUCCACUGCAAAGGGGCCAAUGUGUGGGUGGCGCUGAUGAGGAACGAUGAGCCUGUGAUGUACACGUAUGACGAGUAUAAGAAGGGCUUCCUGGAUCAGGCAUCGGGGAGCGCAGUGUUACCUCUACAGCCCGGGGACACUGUGUACCUCCAGCUACCCUCGGACCAGGCCGCAGGACUAUACGCUGGCCAAUACGUCCACUCAUCCUUCUCUGGGUACUUGUUGUACCCCAUGUAACAACACAAAACUAUAGAGAGGAAGAGACAGUGACAGAGAGAGAAAAUGUUGGAGAAAUUUAAACAUUGGUUAUAGAAGUCUUUAAAUUGAUCGCAUUUUUUUUAAACAUCAACUAUCUGUUGAGAUCGAUGUUGUUGAGAUCGUAAGUGAUGGGAGGAAGCGUCGGACCGUCCCCGGGAAAAUCUGAGAGAGGAGUGUGUGUGUGUGUGUGUGUGAGUGUACAUAUAUGCAGUUUUUAUAGCCAUUUAUGUUGGGGUACAACAAUUUAUGUAUCUAUCUACUGCUCUUAUGACUUGUCACAAUGUUACAACACUGCAUUAAAAGAUGCCAUUACAUCAAUAGGGUUCACAUAUUGUGAAAUGUAGUUAUAUGUAUGUAUCAGUUUAAUUUAAAGUGCAGCACAGGCUGAUGUGGAAACUCAGUAGAAGAAAGAGAUAAAGCUCUUGUAUUGCCACAGAGUACCAUGUGUUUUCCCAAGCCCCUACAUGUUCCUUUGCAAACUGGCAGCAGCCAUCAAUUAAACUGUGGCAAAGAAUGUAAAUUGAAAAACUUUUUUUUUUACUAAAGAAAACAAAUUGAAUGCCUAGUAAAAUGGCACCUGAAAUGUUGUAUAACGGUACUUAUAGAAAGGUAACUGAAAACCAAUAGAGUUCAAGAUUCAAAUAAAGUGGUGCAAUGGUUUAUGUCACGUUUUAGUUUGUUGCGUAACUUUCUUGUUAUGUUUUUGGUUGAUUUGGUUGAUUCUUUAACUUUUGCAGACAAGCAUCAUCUGUGAAGUUUAAAGAGGUGAUUUUGUUGCAUUAAAUGGAUGGCAAUAUCAUGUAUUAUGGGUGUAUUAGUGUUGUGCAAAGCAAUGCCUCUUGUGGCAAGCAAAGAAUAAUGCUCCAACAGACACUGUUGUACCCAGAAUUAUGAAGACCACUGCUGUCAUUACAAACCCUUUUCUUGCUGUACUGUAUGUGUUGGUUGUCAGCUGAAUAAAGCAGUAGUGUUAUACUGACAGAUGUAUGAAAAAAGUUUGACCAAGACCCAGACCCUCAUUUAGAGGGGCCUAUACUUUUCUCUAAGUAAGAGAUAAAUUGAUAAUCAAUUGUGAUUCUUUUGAAUAACAUUUGAAUAAGCUAAUUGAAUGAACGUUGGGAAAAGGUGUGUAAUCCCUCUUGGCUCAGCAGUACAGAAUUUAAAUAAUCUGAUUAUAGGUACUCUAUGUGGAGGUUAAGAUUGAAGAAUAAUAAAUACUUUGAUGUCAAUCAGAGAACAUGAUGGCCAAACCAAACCAUGAGUUAGUGAGGAGACUUAUGGAAUAAGGUUUCCUUGUGGAGCCCAAAGAAUAAAGACAAAGAAUAGAAUGUCAAAAGAAAAUGCCUUCCUGCAUGCCCCUCCCUCUCCCCCUCCCCCACACAUAUGUCCCUAUAACUCAGCCCUCUACCCUUACCUCACCCAUCUCCCCCGCCCCUACCCUUCUACCCCCCAGGGCCCCAGCACAGUAGGCUUGAUGGAGACUGAUAACCAAAAAUAUCCUGCAGCAUUUGUCACUAUAAUGUAUUAUUUUGAAUACUGACCUCCUGAUUUUAAAUGUGCAAAGGUGGAAAGGGGGCCUAUGUAAUUACAAAAAACAUUUGAGAAAAUUGACUCCAGAUAUUAAUUCAGUUUUCUUUCUUUAUUUGAGCCCAUGGUGCUAAAUAUUCAGUAAACCAAAAGAAACCCUGAGUUUUUCUGUUUUUACUGUUAUACUGUUGAUGUUGUUACUUUAAAAAAUAAAGAUGAUUUAACUAGAAGGUCAUUUGUUACUAU